ACGGUCGAUGGCCUGAUGGAGAGUGUUUGGAGGUGUUUGCGCGACCCGCGCUUGCAACCGCGCGGAAGUGACGGCGUCGGGAUAUAUAACCCUCGCUUGUACUUCCACGUCUGCUCGUCUCUCCUUCCCUCCUUCCUGUCCAGUCCAGUCCUUAUUCUCAAGUCGCCCUAUAAUCAUGUGUGGAAUCUUCGCGUAUUGCAGCUACCUACAGGAGAAGGACCGGAAGACUAUUUGUGAAAUUCUGUGCAAUGGCCUGGCUCGGCAAGAGUACCGAGGAUAUGACUCAGCCGGUAUUGGUAUUGACGGCGACAAGCGCGGCGAGAUGCUUUUCUUCAAGGAAGUAGGCAAGGUCGCCGGCCUUCGCAAGAAGAUUGCCGAGUCAAACAUGGACACGUCCAAGACGUUCCUCUCGCAGGUCUCGAUCGCGCACACCCGGUGGGCGACGCAUGGCCCGCCGUCCGUGGUGAAUUGUCACCCCAUCCGGUCGGACCCCAAGGCCGAGUUCACGGUCGUGCACAACGGUAUCGUGACGAACGCGCAUGCACUCCGCUUGGUGCUGCAGAAGCGCGGUUACAAAUUCGAAACCGAGACGGACACGGAGGCAGUGGCGAUCCUCACGAAGUACAUUUACGACUCGCAGCCGGACAAGCGCAUGUCAUUCACGGAGCUGAUCAAGACGGUGUUGAGUGAGCUCGAGGGCUCGUUUGCGUUCGUGUUCAAGUCCUCGCACUACCCGAACGAGAUCGUCACCGCUCGUCGGGGAUCGCCGCUCCUGAUCGGCGUGAAGACGGAGAAGAAGCUCAAGGUCGACUUCGUCGACGUUGAGAUGUCUGGUCCUGAGGAGACGCGGGAUGCGCUUGCAUCGCCCACGUCUGGCGGCCUGCUUGUCCCUCCCUCUGCCAACGGCCCCAACCUGCUACGCUCACAAUCCCGCGCUUUCAUGUCAGAGGACGGCAUGCCGCAGCCCAUCGAGUUCUUCGUCGCCUCGGAUGCCUCCGCCAUCGUUGAACACACGAAGCGGGUACUGUAUCUCGAGGAUGACGACAUCGCACACAUUUCCGAGGGUGAGCUGCAUAUCCACCGCCUGCGCUCCAAGGACGGUGCGCCGCCGACCGCGUCGCACCGCACGAUCGAGACACUCGAGAUCGAGAUUGCUGAGAUCAUGAAGGGCAAGUUUGACCACUUCAUGCAGAAGGAGAUCUACGAGCAGCCCGAGUCGGUCGUCAACACCAUGCGUGGACGUGUCAACUUUGACAAAAAUCAGAUCACGCUCGGCGGCUUGCGGCAGUAUCUUCCGAUCAUCAGACGCGGCCGUCGCAUCGUAUUCUGUGCCUGUGGGACGAGUUACCACUCGUGCAUUGCAACGAGGGCCAUUUUCGAGGAGCUGACUGAGAUCCCGGUCAGCGUUGAGCUGGCGUCGGAUUUCCUGGAUAGGAAGACGCCCAUCUUCAGGGAUGAUGUAUGCGUGUUCGUCAGCCAGAGUGGCGAGACAGCGGACACGAUUCUGGCGUUGAGGUACUGCUUGGAGCGCGGUGCACUGUGCGUCGGUGUCGUCAACGUUGUCGGAUCGACAAUCUCGCGUGAGACCCACUGCGGUGUCCAUAUCAAUGCUGGGCCGGAAAUCGGUGUUGCAUCGACGAAAGCGUACACGUCACAAUACAUUGCUCUCCUGAUGAUAGCACUCCAGCUCUCGGAGGACAGGAUCUCGCUGACGGAGCGGAGGAACCAGAUCAUCGAGGGUUUACACGCGCUUCCUGCGCAGAUCCGCAAAGUGCUCGAAGACGACAAAAGCCUGCAGGAGCUCGCGACUGGUGUGCUGGCCAACCAGCGUAGUCUACUUCUGAUGGGUCGUGGAUACCAAUAUGCCACCUGCCUCGAAGGCGCACUCAAAAUCAAGGAAAUUUCGUACAUGCACUCGGAGGGCAUUCUCGCGGGCGAGCUCAAGCACGGCCCUCUCGCACUGAUCGACGAGAACAUGCCCGUGAUCAUCGUCAUGACGCAGGACUCGUUGUAUCCAAAGGUGCAGAACGCGUUCGCACAGAUCACGGCGCGCAAGGCGCAGCCAAUCGUGGUGUGCAACGAUGAUGAUGGGGACAUUUCCAAGGACGUCAAGACGAUACGGGUGCCGAGGACGGUGGACUGCCUCCAGGGCAUCCUCAACAUCGUCCCGAUGCAGUUGCUCAGUUACCACUUGGCGGUGAGGAACGGCUUUGACGUUGACUUCCCGAGGAACUUGGCGAAGUCGGUCACAACCGAGUAAGCAACCACACGCGGACUAGACUGUGAAUUAUGACCUAUGAGCAUUUGCAAACUUUGUUGU
This is a messenger RNA of Laetiporus sulphureus 93-53, 2320 nucleotides long. RefSeq names its product isomerising glucosamine-fructose-6-phosphate aminotransferase. The record is from RefSeq and is a predicted model, not a curated record. The transcript has 7 exons. Bases 176 to 2260 code for a protein of 694 amino acids. Gene Ontology annotation, biological process: protein N-linked glycosylation; UDP-N-acetylglucosamine metabolic process; fructose 6-phosphate metabolic process. Gene Ontology annotation, molecular function: L-glutamine:D-fructose-6-phosphate transaminase (isomerizing) activity; carbohydrate derivative binding. Lineage: Eukaryota; Fungi; Basidiomycota; Agaricomycetes; Polyporales; Laetiporaceae.